UUUGCUAAUGUUUAAUCACAACACCACACAGAGAACAAUGGGGGACGCCAUUCUUAUACGGCGGGACUUAGACAGAUGAUUGAUUCUGGGGCAGUGAUGGGGGGUAGCGGGCAGGGACAGGAUGAAGAACGCCGUUAUUGAUUGCCAGGAGCUGCUGGAAUAGGACGAUCUAUCCCGCCUAAGUACACGCGCACAGGGAUUCCUUCACAAUACUCUGAAUGUACAGGGUGCCUGGACAAUAUUUAUACAUAAAUGUAUCUCCUCGAGUGAACGUGUUGGGAUUAUUAUUUGCGGUAAGGAGUGAACUAUGGCCGAGAGUCCCGAGAACAGAUUGUCCAAGAACGUGGUGAUAGCAUUUGACGGAAGUGAACACGCUAAAUAUGCGGUGAAAUUUUAUGCCGAAAGGUUGCACAUGCCCGGUGACCACGUGUUUCUUGUGUAUAGUGUAGAGGUCAGUGACGUCAUACAGCAAGCGCCGUUUUCCAUGGACCCUGACCUGUUUAAGGAGCUCGUGCAAAAGGAAGUAAAGAGGAUACAGGAUGAUCUAAUAGAGUUCGCAAAAUAUCUCAGAUCAAUGAAGUUGGAAGGGACAGUUAAAAGCACGCACGCACAGAAGCCAGGAGAAGGCAUCUUAAGCAUCGCAAAAGACGUGCACGCAUCCCUUAUUAUCACCGGAUGUAGAGGGCAAAGCAAGCUGCGCAGAACAUUUCUGGGCAGCGUCAGUGAUUACGUCAUGCAUCAUUCUCCUGUUCCCGUUCUUGUAUGCAGGAAAGAAAAUUGAUGAAUGCUUACGCUGAACACACAAAAACUGGUUUUGCAUUUGGAAUGUGUUCAUAUUUUAUUGUCCGCAAACACUACACCGUAGACCGAUAUCAAUCUCUUACUCUGUAAAGUUUCUUUUGUUUCUCUUUGCAGCCUGAUUUGUUACGUGUUCGUUUUGUGUCCUUGUGUUGUAAAUGUAUUCUUGUUUAAAUUAUUUAUGUGAACUACGCAAAAUAUACAUUUUUGACAUUCUGAAUAAAUAUUAUGAUUUACUAUUUGUGAAUAAAUGAAUCCAAUAACAGAAA
Ostrea edulis (European flat oyster) is the source of this 1067-nucleotide messenger RNA. RefSeq names its product stress response protein NhaX-like. The record is from RefSeq and is a predicted model, not a curated record. The transcript has 4 exons. The coding region runs from base 308 to 781 and encodes 157 amino acids. NCBI's taxonomy places the organism in Eukaryota, Metazoa, Mollusca, Bivalvia, Ostreida, Ostreidae.